Molecule: messenger RNA, 666 nt
Organism: Anisakis simplex (herring worm)
Lineage: Eukaryota; Metazoa; Nematoda; Chromadorea; Rhabditida; Anisakidae
Source: the annotation of a GenBank genome assembly
AUGUUUGUUGUAUGUGAAUGGGCCAACAGUGAACAGUUACUGGAGGAUUGCUUGAAAAUGGAACAUCUUUGUAUACUGCUGAUUCAGUUCGGUCUUGGCUAUCUUACUGGGCAGGAUGCGUCAUCGCCGAAUGUUUUUCUCGAAAAGACCGAUACGCUAUUGAAUGUGGAUGAACGAAGCGAUGAGGAUGGUGCGAGAAGUGGCGCUGACGAAUGCUUUGAUCUGAGCGAUCGUUUAGGUGGCUUAGGCAAAUGCUUCAUGGAUUUUCUGCAAUUUUUGACAUCAAGACGAUUCGAAACGAUGAAAUUGAUCAACUUCAUGCAUCCGAACCUCGGAUUUCAUUCGAUUCUAAUGCGUGGACAGUGGCGACAUCUGCAUAAGGCACGUUCACUGUUCGCUGCGCUUAAAACAUUGUAUUCCAUCGUUUUAACGGGACGUUUUGAUGCACUUACUCGUCACACUGCUGAGACGCAAAAUUAUUCGCAUUCGAAGGAGGCGACAGUUGACGACACUUAUCUGAGCGAAUUGGAACCGUUUGUAAUUGAGUUGCCGGAUGAUAUGAAAAAUGAGGACGAAGAAAUCGUCAAUAAAAUACGUUUGCAUGCGGGUGUUAAAUAUUUACAUAUGAGACGAUUGGGUAAACCGAGAAGUAAGUUGAUCGUGUAA